AUGCUUGAAAUAUGUUGUUUACAUGGUGCUGUUAAUUGUUUCAAAUUUUGUUUAUCUGAAUUCAAGUUCGAAAUAACACAAUAUUGCAUUAAUUUUGCUUUUUUGAGUGGAAAUCCUGAUAUUUUGAAUAUAUGUUUGAAAGAAUUGGAUGAUAACAGUGAUAUUGAUUUAGAGUCAUGCAUGAAAUAUGCCAUUAUUUCUCAUAACGUUGAUUUUGUUUCUUAUUUAGUAACCGAAAGAGAUCUCGAUGUUGAUAUUGAUAUGUGUUUAAAAUACAAAAACCUUCAAGCAUUUUUAAUAUAUUUUGAUCAAAAUAAUUCAAUUGAAAAAAUAAACUUAGAUAAAAUCAGAAAAUACACAUGCAUAACUCCAUUAUUUAGAAUACCAUCUUUAGUUGAAUAUUUCAUUUCUAAUGGAGGAAAUAUUGAUUCAAAAUACGAACAAGAUCGAAGUAUUCUUCAUUAUGCUAUAAUGAAUAAUUGGAAUGAACUUGCAGAAAUUCUUAUUGCUGAUGGUGCAAAUGUUAAUACAAGAGACAAAGAAGAUUGCACUCCUUUACAUUAUGCAGCUGAAAAGGGGUGUAUUGAAAUUAUAAAAUAUUUAGUUUCAAAAGGUGCAAAUAUAAAUGCUGAUGAUAAAAAUAAAAGAACUCCACUUCAUUAUGCUGCAAUGCAAAAAUCUUUUGAAACAAUUAAAAUUCUUCUAGAAAAAGGUUCUGAUAUUAAUGCAAAGGAUGUUAAUGGAUUCACUCCAUUACUUUUAGCAAUAAAAAAUAAUAAAUUCGAAAUUGCUAAAAUACUUAUUCAGAAUGUGGCAAAUCCAAAUGUUAUUAAUAAUAAUGGAGAAACAUCUCUUCAGAUAGCUGCAACUCACGGAGGAAGAGAAAUCAUUGAACUUCUUCUUUCUCAAGGAUGCAUUAUCAAUGAAAGUGAAUAUUUAAUUCAUUGGGCAGCAACAAAUAAAAAUAUUGGAACACUAGAUUUUGUUCUAAGUCUUCAUAAUAAUGUUAAUGUAAGAAAUUCUGAAAAUAAAACUCCACUCCAUUUUGCAGCACAAAAUGGAUCUAUAGAAAAUAAUAGAACACUUAUUUUUCAUGGUGCAGAUAUUGAAGCGCAUGAUAAUAAAGGGAACACUCCUCUUCAUCUGGCAGUAGAAAAUGAAGAUGUUGCAAAAUUUCUGAUUGAAAAUGGAGCAAAUAUUAAUUCUGUCAAUGAAAAUGGUCAAACACCUCUAAUAUAUUCUGACUUCCGAUGCACAAUUAAUUUUUUAAAAUAUUAUAUAUCUAAAGGUGUUGAUGUUAAUCAAAAAGAUUUUAAAGGGAAAACACUUUUACAUUAUGCAGCUGCAGGAAAAUUUUACGAAAUAAUAAAAACUCUUAUUUCACUUGGCGCUGACAUUAAUGCAAAAGAUAACGAUGGAAAUACACCACUUCAUUGUAGUGUUAAAAAGAUGCAUGUGAAAACUGCUGAUUUUCUUAUUUGUAAUUUUGCAGAUAUAAAUGCAAGGAAUAAUAAAGGACGAACACCAUUGCAUAUUGCUUCUAUGUAUAAAAAUUAUCAACUUAUAGAAUUACUGAAAUUGCGCAAUGCAGAUGAGAGUAUAAUAGAUAAUAAUGGAAAAACUGCAGAUGAUUAUUCAAUUAUCUAUAAAGAUACUAUUUUGACUGAUUCUCUGCUUGAAAAUGGUGAAUGUAGAAUUACCUGA
Messenger RNA from Trichomonas vaginalis G3, 1704 nucleotides. RefSeq names its product spectrin binding. Lineage: Eukaryota; Parabasalia; Trichomonadida; Trichomonadidae. The transcript has a single exon. The coding region runs from base 1 to 1704 and encodes 567 amino acids. The record is from RefSeq and is a predicted model, not a curated record. Gene Ontology annotation, molecular function: protein binding.